AUGUUGGAUCCGAAAUUCAAGAACUUACCAUUUCUCGCAAGAGACGAGAAAGAUGUGUACGAAACCGAUGAUAUAGCAUCGAAUGAGCCUGAAUAUUACGAAGAAGAGCUUGAAAACGACUCAAUCGAUCGAUCAAAGUUAAAUCCAACUGAUGCUUUUUCCCAUUUUAAACAAAAGUAUUUAAUUGGAAAUGUCGAUUUUUCUGAUGAUAUAUCAAAGAAACGAAACAUUGGAUAUAAUGCUAUUUCAAACAUUUAUGAAAUUGUUGGUGAUGGCGAAAAAGAAUCGCCAUUUCAGAAGUGCCAGAGAUUGCAAUGCGAAAUGAAUGAAUUAAUGGAAGAGAUUACAACACUUGAAAAUGAUAAAACAGUAUCGAAGGAGGAACAAGAAGCAUACUUUAGAAUGUCUAAAGUUGUUCAAAAUUCCAAAAAAAUUCUCGACAGUUUACAUUUGGAAGAAGCUCUUGGUGACCAGAAUGGUCAAUCUACGGAAAAGGCUGUUAGAAACUUAUUAUCUAAUGUGGAAAGUUACAAGAAAGGAGCUCCAGAAACAGCAGCUGAAUUGAUUAAAAUAAAAAAUCAUAAUGAUAUUGCACUUACAACGAGAAUCGCUGAAAUAGAGCACAAAUUGCACAGAAUUGAACAAACUGUUGGAAUGAAAUCAGAAAAGUUAUCUCGUCUUAACAGUUCUUUGGAUACUAAGAAUCUCUUAGAAGCUGUUCAACAGCUUUCAACGAAGUCUGCUUUAUUACAACCAAAUCAAUUGGAUGUUAUCGAACAACGUCUGACAAGUUUAUCAUCAAAAAUGGACCAAUUUAAAGAAAAGUCAAAUGCUGCCAACACUGAUCGUGAUCGAGAGCAAAAGAUAUCCGAAUUGUAUGAGUUUGCCAAAUCUACUGAACCAAUUGCGAAAAUACUUCCUGAUAUGCUUGAACGAAUGAAAACUUUAGAAGCUCUACAUUCAUAUGCUGCCAAUUUCAGCAAGUUAUUUGCCGAGCUUGAAGCUACUCAAAAUAUCAUAUUGAAGGGAAUAUCAAGCAACAAGGAACUUUUACAAAGCGUUCAAAAAGCUUUUGUAGAAAAUGACGAGAAUAUUAAGAAGGAAUUUAAAAAGCUUGAUGAUAGAGUCGUAGGGCUUACUGGCAAAAAAUAAAAUAUUCCAUUAAAUUAUUUGAAAAAUUAUUAUUAAUCAAGCUUAAUUAA
Messenger RNA from Chironomus riparius, 1202 nucleotides. Lineage: Eukaryota; Metazoa; Arthropoda; Insecta; Diptera; Chironomidae. The record is from the annotation of a GenBank genome assembly.